UAGUGAGAGUUGAAUUCUGAUAAUCAGCGCAUGAGACACUUUUUUGCUGAUACCAUGGUGACAUUUGCAUAUAUGCAUCAAUCUACACGUGUGUGUAUGCAUAUUAUAUAUGUAUAUGUGUAUUUAUACACAUAUGCAUACAUAUCAUGUACAGGCAAAGAUGCAAAACAAAGUGAGCGUGUGCAUAGAUAUGUAUAGGAAAUGGAAUGUAGUGUUCUGGGUGUAGCUUAUUCACCUCUGCUUAUAUGCUCAUAUUGUCAUACGUGCAUUAAGGUUAAAUUUUGUUACUGAUUGCAAGGGAAUAUCUUUGAAACUCUGAAUUUGCCAGGUACAGUUCAAAGCCACGUAUUUGAGAUUUUUGAGGGCCGAUUUUCUGUUAUAUUUUAAAAUUUCUUUGUUGUUACUAGCAAUAAAAGUUGUUUAAUAGUCCAAAUUCUGUAAACAACCUGCUAUAUUGCUGAAUAAUGUUACAGAGAGAAGUGUUGAAUUCUAGAGGGGCAACCCUCUCUUUUGUUCUGUACUUUAGUUGCUGCCUCUGAUGCUAAGCGAAUUUUGUUCUGAUUUUAGGCUUCUGAAGAGCUUAGCUUUUUUGCAGCUAGCACUGAUUUUAGGCACUGGAGAAAGAAGAUAGUGAAGAUGGAAAUAAUUCUGAUUCUAGCAGUUAUUCUAAUGAUAAUGAGGACGAAAGGCCGGAGAGCAAAUCUAUCACCACCUCUUGGCCUCAAAUUUACAGGUGGUAUCAUCUUAUCGCACAUAUCUAUAUUUGUUUCUUUCUACAUCUAGCUAUGGUGUUCUCUACGUUUGUUCUGUUCUUGUUCUGCAGAUUCUGUAUUUAGCAGUGAAGCACUUGGUUUCUUGAAAGCUGUUAUAUUUAUAUGGCAGUCCAUCGAUUUAUACAGCAGUGUACCAUCUCCAAGUCUUAACUUCCUGGGACGCCUACGUUAUCACGUUUAGGCAGCUCAUUUAUCUCUUCUUCAUUAACAAGAAGAUACACUCCUGAAGUACUCCCUUCUUCGCAAAAACCUCUAUUACCACCAGUAGCAAAUGCACGGCAGCCACCAGAAAGGCGUAGUUCACUUUAAAUUUACACAAGCAGUAUGAGCCUGUCUAUGGUGAAUCAGAUGGCUUCUAUUAGCGAUGUCUUUUUCAUGUCUGCAAGAUAACAGUAUCUUUGCAUGGCUGAUUAACUGUUUGAAAGCUGAAUUUUGGUUUUCAGAAGGCCACAGCCAAAAGCUAAUUUGUGUUGCUGAGGCUCUGCCCCUUGGUGAUGCAUCUGUGGAUGCUGUAGUGGCCACACUUGUCCUAUGUUCUGUCAAAGAUGUUGACUUGGCGCUGCAAGAGAUUAUGAGGGUGCUAAAGCCAGGUGGGCUCUGUGUGUUUGUGGAACACGUAGCAGCAGAAGAUGGAACAAUUCGGAGAUUUUUCCAAGGGAUUCUUGAUCCUUUGCAGCAGUUUGUUGCUGAUGGCUGUCACUUCACUAGAAAAACUGGAGAAGUUAUUGCUAAAGCGGUCUUCUCAUCUGUUGAACUUCAGCGGGCAUUUGUGUCUUCUGCCUCAAUAGCAAAUCCUCAGGUUUAUGGGAUAGCUCGCAAGUAGCCUAGAUUAAUGUUAUGCCACAUAAAAUAUUCCUGCUGCAAACCUUGGAAUAAUUAUUUGAAUACUGAGUGUGUCUAGUGUAUUUGGAUAGAGUAUCAUUUGAAAUAUUAUUUAAAAUAAUUAAUGUAGCACUUUUUGUGAUGUGAUGUAUGUGAGAUAAAAAUUAAUU
Molecule: messenger RNA, 1765 nt
Organism: Coffea arabica (coffee)
Lineage: Eukaryota; Viridiplantae; Streptophyta; Magnoliopsida; Gentianales; Rubiaceae
Source: RefSeq, a predicted model, not a curated record